CUUUGACUCAUCAAAUUCUCUCAAUGUGUAAGCCUAAAUAUAGUCAUGUGUGAUCUUGUUUGAUUUGUCUUAACAUAUAGAUUAUUAAUAUAUAAUUUCUAUAAUUUUUUAAUAUACAAAUUACAAGAUAAAAUGGAUUAAAGAAGUGCAUUGGAUGAUGACCAAGUGGGCACGCGACAUGGCCGUGGGGCGUGGACUAGGGCCCCGUUUGGCAUCAGCGUCAGAGAUUAGUGUUAGCGUUUUGAAAAAGCUAUCCGACGAAGUGAAAUCCACAAAAUUCACCGUCGUUAACAACUGUCCGUACACAAUCUGGCCUGCUACUCUUACCGGAGGAGGUGGCAGUUCCCAAACCCCGACUGGGUUCGAAUUGGCACAUGGCGCAUCCAUGUCAUUCGACAUCCCCGCCCAAUGGACAGGCCGCUUUUGGGCAAGAACAGAGUGUAGCGCCCAGACAGGAAAGUUCUUAUGCACAACAGCCAACUGUGGCUCUGGCCAAAUAGCGUGCAAUGGUGCUGGAGCGACUCCUCCGGCGACUCUAGUAGAAUUCACGCUAGGGGGUUUCCAAGGCAAGGAUUUCUACGACGUUAGCUUGGUGGACGGAUUCAACCUCCCUGUCUCUGUGGUGCCGGACAACCCAAACUGUCGUCGGACGGAUUGCCCGGUGGACGUGAACGCGAAGUGCCCAGCAGAGCUGGCAUUGAGGGAUGGAAAUAGAGCAGUGGUGGGAUGCAAGAGUGCAUGUUUGGCACUAGGACAGCCCCAGUAUUGUUGCACGGGGGAUCAUGGGUCGUCGGGAACAUGUCCUCCCACACAAUAUUCCUUAUUUUUCAAAGGAUUGUGUCCCAAUGCGUAUAGUUAUGCUUAUGAUGACAAGACAAGUACUUUCACCUGCAACAGUGGUCAGACCAAUUACGUUAUCACCUUCUGCCCUUAGAAUAUAUAAGUCAUGUUGAGAUUUUAUUUAUUUGAGAUCUAGUGUAUUUUAAUUUUUUCAAUUUGUAGUGCCAUGUAUUGUUUCUCAUCACUAGACUUGUGAGAUUGCAAAAAUAAACUACUAUUUGUUUU
Messenger RNA from Cuscuta campestris, 1065 nucleotides. The record is from the annotation of a GenBank genome assembly. NCBI's taxonomy places the organism in Eukaryota, Viridiplantae, Streptophyta, Magnoliopsida, Solanales, Convolvulaceae.